This is a messenger RNA of Brassica napus (rape), 1317 nucleotides long. Its product is annotated as plant cysteine oxidase 1-like. The record is from RefSeq and is a predicted model, not a curated record. The transcript has 5 exons. Gene Ontology annotation, molecular function: oxidoreductase activity, acting on single donors with incorporation of molecular oxygen, incorporation of two atoms of oxygen. The coding region runs from base 137 to 1060 and encodes 307 amino acids. NCBI's taxonomy places the organism in Eukaryota, Viridiplantae, Streptophyta, Magnoliopsida, Brassicales, Brassicaceae.
UAAUGGUAUCUCUUCUCUUUGGUCCCCUGUUUUAUAUCUCAUUCUGUCUUUUCAAUCCAUUUCAUGAUAUAGGUUCUGAGUUUGAUCCCGUGACAAAGUCUCUGUCUUUUGUUGGUUGGUGGGUUUUUUGAGGUUCAUGGGGUUUGAAAUGAAACAAGAGAAAGACGUUUUGGGACUGAUCCCGAGUAAGAAUCAAGGUAAGGCUAGCAGCUCUAACCCUAGUUCUGUUAAGUCUCCUCAUAAUAAAAACAAGAAGAAGAAGAAGAAUAACAAUAAUAAUAAGAAGAAGAUGGUGAUGGCAUGGCGCCCGAAGAAGACAGAUUCUCCGGCGGAAGAGAUAACUGCGGUUCGGCGACUGUUGCUUACUUGUAAGGAAGUGUUCUCCAACGGCGGUCCUGGAGUUGUUCCGUCUGAAGAUAAAAUCCAACAGCUACGAGGAGUUCUUGACAAUAUGAAACCAGAGGAUGUCGGAUUAGCUCUGACCAUGCCGUUUUUCCGACCAGUCCCCGGACCGAGAAAUGGGUCUUCACCACGGAUAACGUACCUGCCUCUACACGAGUGUGAACAAUUUUCGAUUGCGAUUUUCUGUUUGCCGCCUUCUGGUGUCAUUCCUCUUCAUAACCAUCCAGGGAUGACAGUUUUUAGCAAGCUUCUCUUUGGUACAAUGCACAUCAAGUCGUAUGAUUGGGUGGUUGAUGCUCCAUUCGCAGUGAGAGAUCCGAAAACGCGGCUGGCAAAAUUGAAGAUGGACUCAACGUUAACCGCACCAUGCAACGCCUCCAUCUUGUACCCCGAAGAUGGCGGUAACAUGCAUCGGUUCACAGCGGAAACAGCGUGUGCGGUUCUAGAUGUGCUUGGCCCUCCUUACUGCAAUCCAGAAGGCAGGCAUUGCACUUAUUUCCUAGAAUUCCCUUUGGAUAAGUUCUCAUCAGAGGAAGACGACGUUUUGAGAGGUCAAGUGGAGAGAGAAUGUCAUGCCUGGCUGCAAGAGAGAGAUGAUAAUCCAGACGAUCUUAACGUAGUUGGAGCGUUAUACGGAGGUCCAAAGGUUGAGGACUGAGGGGUUUUUAUCCAUUGCAUUUCGAAUUGUUUUUUUUUUCCUUUUAAAUUUCGGCUUCUUAGUUUAAAUUCUUCUUUGUACAUAAAGGAAAGGAAAGGUAAACAUGAAAAAGAAAAGAUCAUCACUGUUUUAGCUUAAAUCUUCGGUCUCUGUUCAAGUUUUUUUUCUUUCUGAUAGUAACCAAAAUAAAAUAGACUUGAUCUGAAUCAGCUUUUAGGAUAUUAUGAUAAUGUUUGGAUUUUGUUUUUUACUUUAAA